UAAAUCGCCGAUGGAGCAAGUACCUCGUAUUGGGAUUUCGGAGAUUUUUUCAAGCAUUGCAUGAGUUCUUUGAGCCCCACAAGCGUUUGAUGACCAGAGCUUUCUGGGUGGAUAGUUUGAAGCUCGGAGAGAUUUCAGCUUAUUCAGAUAGGAAAUUUUGAUUCUGAACAGAAAGCCGCCGACCAAGUAGUCUAUUAACUUCAUGUGGUCAUUGGAGAUGUUAGAAGGAAGCCUAGGAAUGUCCUUCCCCAGCACAAAUAGUUGGCCAAUCUGUACAGACAAAGUGAACAAGAUUAGGACUCGGUGCAGAACGAGGGCCAAUCACUCUGAAGGUAUCAAAUUGUUGUCGGUUCUGGCGCCAACAGAUGCAGGAGGAAAUCCAUCUGAAGCAAGAAAUUUUUCAGGGUCUAGUUCAGCUCCACGAAGACACACUCUCCCAAAUCCUCUGCUUGGCCGCGGAGAUGCUGUCGGCAUAAUUGGAGGAUCAUCUGUGCUUUCUACGCUAGUUUUCUUGGAGAAGCUUGUCUUGUGGAGCUCCAAGGGCGGGGAAAAAAGCGUCCCUUUCGUGGUCUGCAGCGACCCCGCAUUAAACAAACACCUUUCCCUUUGUAGUCCAUUCCACUCGUCGCGCGGAAGAAAUGUUCGGACAGAGCUAAAUGAAGAAGCAGCCGUCGAAAACUUGCGGAGAAAGCGAGCAUUUCUUGAGGAUGCAGGAGCCGGGUGUGUGGUCAUGCCGUGUCACUUGUGUCAUGUGUGGCACGAGGAAGUAUCCAAAGGGUGUGACUUGCCAUUUCUUCAUGUGGCCGAAUGCCUCGCGAGGGAGCUCAAGAGGGCCAAUUUGAAGCCGCUUGAAGCUGGAAGUGAUGUACGAAUCGGGCUGCUUGGGACCAACGCUGUCUUGAUGAGCGGCUUUUAUCAGGAGCAGCUUCAGAGGCAGAGGUCUGAAGUUGAAAAUGUUCAGGGCUUCGAAGUCGUGCUGCCUGACAAAGCAACCAUGGACCACAUUUACAUUCCAGCAGUCGAGGCGUUGCACAGAAAGGACAUCGAAGGGGCGCAAAAUCUGUUGAGAGUAGCGAUUCAAGUUCUCCUAAUCAGGGCAGCAAACACCGUAGUCCUGGCUUCCGACGAAUUGCAGGGUCUUCUGCCUCGUGACGAUCCUCUUUGGAAGAAGUCCAUCGACCCCAUGGACGCGUUGGCAAGGUCGGCAGUAGAAUGGGCCAAAUCUAAAGGGAAAAAACGGCAUAACCAAGGUGAAGCUUAAUCUUUCUUGGAAACAUAAGCCAUAGCUCUCGGUCAAAAAAUUUUGUGCAAUGGUGGAGGAAUUCCGCUAGUCAUGUUUCCAUUUUUUGUUCUGAACAAUCAUGUUAAGCAAAGUAAGGAUUUAGACAUAUAAACUGGACCGAUGAUCAAGCUUUUGAUGCAU
This is a messenger RNA of Rhodamnia argentea, 1423 nucleotides long. Its product is annotated as broad specificity amino-acid racemase RacX-like. NCBI's taxonomy places the organism in Eukaryota, Viridiplantae, Streptophyta, Magnoliopsida, Myrtales, Myrtaceae. The coding region runs from base 203 to 1261 and encodes 352 amino acids. The transcript is spliced from 3 exons. The record is from RefSeq and is a predicted model, not a curated record.